AUGAUACGUCUCCUUCACAAAUCUUGGCUCGUCUCCCUCUCUCUCGGGGUGUGUCCCAGGGCGCGAUUAGCAUCUCCAGCUCUGCACUUCACUCCUCAUCUGCCUCAGCCGCAUGAGCAGCCUGGCUUGGCCUCCAGAGCGCUCGGCCUCAUUAAAAACCCCGCCGCCACGCUAAUGCGCCCCACCGUCUCUGCUAAAGUAACACCGCUGCAGCGCUUUCAGCACGGCCGGGGUAAAUCGCGUUUGUCACCGGAAACGUCUACGAAGGAGGAGGCUCUGAGGCUCUGGGGAAGAGGGGGAGACUGUGGAGAACUCUUCAUACAGCUGUUUACAUCUGCAUGA
Knipowitschia caucasica is the source of this 342-nucleotide messenger RNA. NCBI's taxonomy places the organism in Eukaryota, Metazoa, Chordata, Actinopteri, Gobiiformes, Gobiidae. The record is from the annotation of a GenBank genome assembly.